AAUUUUCGCGGAGGCAUCAAUACGACAGUCAUCGUCUCAUCGAUCGCUGUUCAGAAAGAAGUCAGGAGACAACCAUCAGAAACCUUAGUUCAAUAUUAUUUUUAUAUGUUGGUGUAACAAUAAAGAAUUCCCAAGCGGCCAAUCGGUGUUUUGGUUUUUGCGUCCGUUAUUACUAAGCGUUUCUGAAAAACUUCAAGGAACAGCGUGAGCCCGAGCGUAGCAAGAGCUGGGCAUUAACGGUUUACGUGACGUGACUGACAGUUUCUGAUGGUGAAGUCAGUUGUUGACGGUUUUGGACCGCUGGUGACAGUUUGGAUAGUCGCCGUUCAUCUUUCCUGGUGCCGGUCAAGUCCUCUUUGAACAAGCAAUAUCUGGAACGUUUUUGGAAUUGGGUCAAGUUCAACAAUGCCUGGGUCAAAGAAGGGACAGAGUGUCUUGGAUGCAAACAGGAAAGUAAGUCAUGGUGACUUGUCUGUUAAUUGUAACGAUGUGUCUGAUGUUAAGCAUGACAUGGUUGAUGUUACUGUUUCGCCGUUCAGGGAUAAUAGGAACAUCAAACUCCCUAAAUUUGAACCACGGUGUUUUGAUGGAAACCCAGCUGAUUAUUUACAAUUUGUAAAGGAGUUUGAGAUCAUGUUGAGUAGUUUUCUAUUAAGUGAUGAAUUGAAGUUAAUGUAUUUGAUGAGAUAUUGCACUGGAGAUGCUGCAAGAGCUAUACAGUGUUGUAAGUUUAUGAAGCCGAAAGAGGGCUACGAUGAGGCUAUGAGCAUAUUACGUCAAAGGUUUGGAAGACCUUCAUUGAUUGUAAGGAACGUAUACGAAGCUGUCAAAGGUAACGGCAGUCAACUUCAAGAUGACUCCAAGGCACUUACUGAGUUUUUAGAUAAUCUUAUGACUUAUAAGAAUACCUUGAUUUCUAUGAAUUGCAUGAAUGACCUCAACUCGAGUUUUAUACUAGAAGUAAUAGCGAGACGCCUACCUACUCGACUGCAAAGGAAGUGGGUGAAGAUAAGCUCCCGUAUGGAGGAUGAGGGUAUCGAGCCAAAAUUUGAUGAUAUCCUGAAACUAGUAAAAGAUAGUGUCAAUCAAUCGAUGAGCAAGUUUGCCAGUAUAUUGAAUCUCACCCCUAGAAUAGAGCAGUCUGAGGGUAAAACGCAAUCAUUGAUGACGAAAGGGCCUCAGAGAGGUGGAUAUCGAGAAGGCUCCAUGAUGUCUAGUAAUGCAUAUAGAUCUAGUGAGUGUAACAGGUUUCGUAGUACAUCGUCAACAGAUAAGUUGCAAGAUGCAAGACAAACACGGUUGUGUUGUACACGUUUGCAAGAGGUGCAUACAAAGGUGAACUGUGAACCAGUGAGCAAGUUCAGUGAUAAGCUAAAUGUAAACUCCAGGCCUGACUCCGAAUUGUGUGACGAUAACGGUGCGGUGAAGAAGUCUGUAGUUGCAACUGGUAAGCCAUUGUUGAAUAGAGUGUCACAGAAUAGAGUUACUGCUUCAGAGUGCAGUUCUGACUCCACAAGUUUACAAGGUAUUACUAGUCAGAGUGAAGUUAUAAAACCUUUUAGGAUUUGCGAGGAGGAACCAAAAUUGUCUACUUCUGUUAUUAAAGAGUUUGAAAAUGAUGAAGUUGACGGUAAAGUGAAUAUUCGUGAUAAUGAUCAUGAUACUUCACAGUUGUCUUUGGUUGAUCAUGAUGAAAUGAGGGAUAUGCCUACUACUGCUAAGUUGAACAAAGGUUCUGUACAACUUGAACGUGAAGUAGAAAUAAAUGCAGAUUCAGUUGCAGAAGGCACGCAUACUUGUGAGACCGUCAGUGUGAUCGAUCAGCAUGUAGCCCACCUAUCAUCAGAUGCCAGUGCUAAACCUGAGCUGAUAGUAAAAGACGGCAGUGGUGGUGGUCUUGCAUGUAGACAAAUUUCUGAAAGCCGAGCAACAACAGCUUUUGAUCCACCGCUAACUUCAUCAACUGGUAUCAAUCAGUCGUCGUUGGUGCUGUCAUCCACAAUGAAACAGACGCCCAUCAACUCAAGUAUCUUCUGUAAUGACUAUGCUAGUAUCAGUCCGUUUGAAGAGACGAAAGAUAUUGGUCAGUUUAGUGAGAAUAAGCCAAGUGUAAACGAGAGAGUAAUUGUUAAAUUGACUUGCACGAAUAAAGGCAUUUCUAGUUUCAAGUUACUAAUUGAAUGUUAUUAUCUUUGGUGUAAAUUACUCUGUUUCUACACUUGGUUGAUGAGAUAUGUCGUGUGUUUGUUGGUCAUCUAUAUUCUACGAUACAAUGACAUGGGCGUGUUGCCGUUCAGAUUUGAGGAUAUAGAUGAUUGAAGGAAGUCAGCAAAUGAACUCUGCGACGAUUUUCCAACCUAGGGCGUCAACCUGAGAAGGGUUGUAGGCGUACUGCUGUAAGUCCUACAAUUCUUCAAAGGGUAGCGCAUCAAUGAGCAGUCCAAUGUGCUUGGUGUGUGAUUUUGUACAUAUGUUCAUGUUGUAUAUACUGAAUUGAUAUCAUCUGUCAUCUAGCUGUUAGUAAUUCUGUUUGUGUCCGGACGACUUCCACUUGGAUCAUCAACCUGUGAAGGAAUGUAGGCGUACUGCUGUAAGUCCUACAGUUCUUCAAAUGUAGUUUGUCGUGUCAGAAUCCACAACAUUUGAUGUGUUGAUUGUACAUAUGUUUGUGUUAAAUAGUUGUGUGAGUUCCAAUUAUUGUAAUUUUUGGUUAAUCUUGUUUGUGUCCGGACAUUCCGCAACUUACAAUCGUCAACCUGUGAAGGGUUGCAGGCGUACUGGUGUAAGUCCUGCAAUUCUUCAAGGGUAGUUUGUCGUGUCAGAAUCCUCAACAUUUGAUGUGUUGAUUGUACAUAUGUUUGUGUUAAAUAAUUGUGUGAGUUCCAAUUAUUGUAAUUGUUGGUUAAUCUUGUUUGUGUCCGGACAUUCCACAAAUUACAAUCGUCAACCUGAGAAGGGUUGUAGGCGUACUGGUGUAAGUCCUGCAAUUCUUCAAAGGAAUUCCAUCAAGACAUGAUCCGCGAGUUUUUGUGUACAGUUUGUAUACAUGUGUGGUGUGUCAUAUCAAUUGGUGUUUUUUGGAUUCAUUGUGUUUACUUGUUGUUUUCGUAUCUUGUUGUUAUUGCGUAAUUUUGUUAAAAUUUUCGUCGUGAUUACUUCUGAAGUUGUUUCUUGUCUUCUACGUUCGUGAAUGAAUUGAUUGAUGUUAAGGACAGCAGAUGGGUCGUAUACGCCGGGGAGGCUAGGCUAUUGCUGAGAAUGAAAUGCACACGGAGAUAAUUGUUAGCUGCGGUCCGACACGCCGGGGAGAAAGAGUGUAAACGACUGAGGCUCGCAUGCGUCACCGCUAUUAGAACUGAGGCAGAAUGAGUGACAAGCGAUUUCAGUGGUAAUUAGUAGUGAGUAGAUAGGACGACGUGCGAAGAGUAUCAUGAGUUGGUGCUAUGGUCACGUUGCAUUUUGCAAGAGUCAUUCUAGUAAGUGGCGAUUGUGUUGCAAGAUGUCAAGAGGAGGUCUCUCUCUGGAGGCGCAGGUCGUCAUCGAUGUGUGAGAUUAUGCUGUGGGUAUGCUUGUGGUGUGUUGGCUUUUGUGUUUUGUUUUCUAUUUCAGCUCUGUCCGUGUGACCCAGGUUCUCGCAAUGGCAUCCAAGUCAACGUGUAUUGGUCGUGAAGGAGAAAAGGAUUGGAUCCGUAUUUUGCCGGGGAGUGUCAAUGGAGUUGAAGAUUGAACGAUCAAUUCUUGGUUGUUUGCUCAAAAUCAACUUCCCCAAUUUUCGCGGAGGCAUCAAUACGACAGUCAUCGUCUCAUCGAUCGCUGUUCAGAAAGAAGUCAGGAGACAACCAUCAGAAGUAAUCUUGUGAUUUAUUAUUGUAAUAUUUGUUCACAGACCUUAGUUCAAUAUUAUUUUUAUAUGUUGGUGUAACAAUAAAGAAUUCCCAAGCGGCC
Trichobilharzia regenti is the source of this 3945-nucleotide messenger RNA. The record is from the annotation of a GenBank genome assembly. Lineage: Eukaryota; Metazoa; Platyhelminthes; Trematoda; Strigeidida; Schistosomatidae.